Truncatella angustata is the source of this 798-nucleotide messenger RNA. RefSeq lists its product as uncharacterized. The record is from RefSeq and is a predicted model, not a curated record. The transcript has a single exon. Lineage: Eukaryota; Fungi; Ascomycota; Sordariomycetes; Amphisphaeriales; Sporocadaceae. Bases 1 to 798 code for a protein of 265 amino acids.
AUGCAACGACGUAUAUCGCAACAAGAUGUAACCCGUCUAGACACCAUACAUGAGGUGGACACCGCUGUAGUCGACACCACGGGCGUCGAGACGAUUGGUUUCUCCGUGGCCAUAGCAGCAGACAAUGGUGGACACCAGGAAGACUCACAAGAGCUGUCGGCUCCAGACAGUGAUAAGCCAGGCAGGCGAUGCGACAUCGCCAUGGUACUACCCUGCUGCAUCCAGCAGAGGGUAAGACGAUCCUCCUCCACUUCGUUGGCCACGCAGCCACCGACCAGCAGAGGGCCGCACACGUGUGAAUAUAGGGACUGGAACUUGAACUGUGAGUCGCUCGGCUCCGACAUCGAGCCGUUCAAUGUCAGAAUCCGUGAAGCAGGGGACCAAGGGAGUCCCUCGCGUCACGUCACGGUGUUGUUCCACCCUUGUUCCAAGAAGGUCGCCUGGGCCGCGUUGCGGCUGCUGUACGGGGACAACGUGGAAGUUGUAGGCGACCGCGGCGCCGGAGAAGCUUCGAAUUUGGCGGUCAAACUCGACAUGAGUAUUCAUUGUGCAUCCGAGACUGUUGUAGGGGACCUGAGGGGCGAAUUUGGGGCGGACUGGGAGACCAUUGUACGCGCGCAUCUGCGUGCGGAUCCGGCGCGCGAGAUUUUGGUUUUCGUGAACAAGGUGCCAACAAACGAUUCAGCUUCGCCAACGAGUCGAAGUACCUUGAGUAGCAGUACCUUGAGUGGCAGUACCUUGAGUGGCAGUACCUGGAGUGACACUACGUGGAGUGGUAGUACCAUAGCUAACGGGUAA